AUGGGAAAGAUACAAUUUUUUUUUUUUCCAUACAUCUACUAUGGCAAGUAAAACCACAUGCUAGACAAAUGUUGGAAACAAUUUGGAAAGCCCAACUUUGCUCAACCGGCUCUCUUGCCUCUUUCACCAACUUCUAUGGUGCCAUCUAGUGUUUUGUCUUUGAUAUUUCAGGUGACAUUGACCUCUACUGAGUAUGAAGCACUAUACUACUCUAGUGGUACCAUGACGCAUUUCUCGAUCAAUCUGGCCUCGCUUUUGAAUCUUUCCACCUUAAGUAUACACGCUCUCCUCAUAUCUUCAUCUUUACCAUGGAUUAUUGACUUGGAGGUCUCCACUCACAUGACCGACACACCCACUAUUUUAUUAUCAUACUAGUCUACCCCUCAUCAUCUAUUGGUUAUCAUUGCCGAUGACCGAACUUAUUCAAUUAACGGACAUGAAAAUACUAUUGUUACCCCAAGUGUUCAUCUCACUCAGGUUUUCUAUAUUUUUAGAUUUCCUACUAACCUCUUACCUAUCAGUAUUAUUACUCAAGCCAUCCUUUGCUCUAUUAUAUAUACAUUUUUUCAUUGUACCUUCUAGGAUUUGUAUGUUAGGUGGAGGAUUGGUUUGGGGCAUGAGAAUGGAUGUGAGCUAAUUUUUGAUGAACCUUUUUCUGGCCUUUAAAUUCUUUUUGUUUCCUUUAUAACCACUUCAUCUAUUUUGUAGGAUCGUCGUUUAGAACAUCUUUGUUUUGAAAUUUUUAAAAAAACCUUAUCUUAGCUUUCUCUUAAUAAAUUUGUGUGCGAGUCAUGUCAUUUAGGCAAACACUAUUGUGGUUCAUACCCAAGUCAAGACGAGUUCCAUCCAUAUUAUCUUUUGACCUCAUUCAUUAUGAUGUUUAUGACCUAUUUCAUACUUUGUCUAUCUCAAGUCAUUGCUACUACAUUGUCUUUGUUGAUGACUAUACUUGAGUAAGUUGGGUCUAUCUUUUCUAAAAUUAUAUCUAAGUUCACACUAUAAUUGUUCACUUUAUUAUUGAGGUUAUCACUCAGUACUCUAUUAUGCUCAAGAUUUUUCAUAUCGACAAUAUUUUAGAGCUGGUCUAAAACUCACUUUAUAUAUUUUGUAUUGAUUGUGAUAUUCUUUAUUAGACCACAUGUCCACACACAUCUUAAUAAAAUAGUGUUGUCGAAUUUAAAUAUCAUCAACUAUUUGACAUUGCUUGCACACUACUCAUUGAAAUGAACGAUCUUCAUUAUCUGUGGUCUGAUGCUCUCUUGACAACCACGUAUCUAUAGAAUCGGCUUUCUUCCGCUCUACUUGGUGGGGUCAUUCCAUUUCAUUGUCUUUCAUCUGAUUCUUCUUUUUUUUACUUACCCCCUUGUGUCUUUGAAUGCAUUGCUUUCAUUCAAGACUACUCUUUUUCUCUUUCUAAAUUAACCCCUUGUGCUUUCAAAGGGAUAUUUGUUGGUUACUCACGGACACAAAAAAGUUAUUAGGUUUAUUUUCUUGAUACUCAUCGUUAUAUGACAUCAACUGAUAUUACUUUUUAUGAGGAAUCUGUCUUCUUCUCUCUAGCAUUGACUCCUUCUUGAUCUAUUACAUCUUCAUCAUCUAGUUUUCCUCUUGUGGUGAUCAUUGCAAAUCCUUCUUCUACUUUGUCUACUUGUCUAAUUUCAUCUUUAUCAACUCCUUAGACACCUUCGGCUUCAUUGCCAUUUGACUCCUCUACUAUGGGAUAAAAUUCGUCUUUACUCUUUGUCAACGAGCCUCCUCUAGUUGUCUUUUCUAACAUUAGGGUGGAUGACUUUUAUCUUCCUAUUGCUCUCUACAAAGAUACAUGUGCAUGCACCAGACACCCUAUUUCUUUUUUUGUUUUCUAUGACCGCCAUUUAUAAACUUAAGUAAAGUUCACGUACUUAGUUCACCAAGUUCAAUAGUUUUUUGGUAUAAUUCAAAUUCUCACUAUCUUGUAGAUCUCACAAUACUUACAAAGACUAAUAGAAUUGGUAUUAUCAUCCUAAUUAUUUAUGUGGAUGACAUUCUUGUGAUAGGAAGUGAUGAAGUAUACAUUCAAACUACUAAAUUAUACCUACAUUAGCACUUUAGUAUACGAGAUCUAAAGAUUCUAUGAUAUUUCAUUAGAAUUAAGAUCGCCUAUUAAGAUGGCAACCUCACUCUCUCUCAAUAAAAGUAUACUCUUGAUAUGCUUUAGGAGACUGAGCUACUUACGUGUAAGUUAGAGUCGUCACCUAUGGAGGCACGUCCAUGCUUAUGAGAUAUGUUAUCUCUACUCCUAAAGGGUGCUAAUCGAUACAAACGGUUGUUGGGGAAGAUGAUUUACCUCACUGUCACUCACCUCGACAUCAUGUACACAGUUAAUGUCCUUAGUUAAUUCAUGUAUGAACAUUGACAAAUUCACUAGGAGGGAGCUUUACAGGUUCUAAUAUACAUCAAAAGAGUUCUUAAGAGAGGGCUUAUUUAUUGAAGACAUGUACACCUUUGGAUUGAAGUUUAUUUGGAUGUAGAAUAUAUUGGUGAGAAGGGAGAUUACAAGUCUAUCACUAGUUAUUGCAAAUAUAUAGGUAGCAACCUUGUCACGUGAUGCUUUAGAAAGCAGAAAGUGGUAUCUUGCUCCAGUGUUGAGUCCGAGUAUCGCACCAUGACCAAGACACCGUGAGAGAUAGUGUGGCUAAGUUCACUCAUUGAAGAACUUGACAUCUCAUCUCCUAUGUCAAUACCUAUAUAUUGUGAUAAUCAAGACACCAUCUUCAUUGUUGGGAAUCUUAUGUUUUAUGAGUAGAUGAAGUACAUCAAGAUUGAUUGUCAAUAUAUCUGAGAUAAGGUAAUGUCAGAUGUUAUUUUUACUCCACACAUUAUCUCAUCUCAUCAUCUUAUAGACGUCCACAUCAAGUGUCUUGCUGGGAUCUCUUACGAUGCAACAUGCACCAAGCUAGGCAUGUAUGACUUGUAUACUGUAACUUGA
This is a messenger RNA of Spirodela intermedia, 2968 nucleotides long. Lineage: Eukaryota; Viridiplantae; Streptophyta; Magnoliopsida; Alismatales; Araceae. The record is from the annotation of a GenBank genome assembly.